Molecule: messenger RNA, 904 nt
Organism: Fukomys damarensis (Damara mole-rat)
Lineage: Eukaryota; Metazoa; Chordata; Mammalia; Rodentia; Bathyergidae
Product: ornithine decarboxylase antizyme 1-like
Biological process (GO): positive regulation of protein catabolic process
Cellular component (GO): cytoplasm; nucleus
Molecular function (GO): ornithine decarboxylase inhibitor activity
Source: RefSeq, a predicted model, not a curated record
CAGCAGCAGUGGCAGCAGCGGCAGCGCGGAGAGGCGCAGCGGAGGUUUUCCUGGUUUUGGACCCCAGUGGCCGGAUGGUGAUGGUGAAAUCCUCCCUGCAGCAGAUCCUCAAUAGCCACUGCUUCACCAGAGAGAAGGAAGGGGAUAAACUUAGUGCCACCAUUCACGCCAGCCACACCAUGCCACUUCUUAAUCUGCACAGCCGCGGCGGCCGCAGCAGCGAGAGUCCCAGGGUCUCCAUCAGUUGCUGUAGUAACCUGGGUCCAGGGCCUCGGUGGUGCUCCGAUGUCCCUCACCCACCCCUGAAGAUCCGAGGUGGGCGAGGGAAUAGUCGGGAUCACAGUCUUUCAGCUAACUCAUUCUACUCUGAUAAUCAGCUGAGUAUAACAGAGGAACUAACAUCUAAUAACAAGAGGAGGAUUCUAAAUGUCCAGUCCAGGCUCACGGAUGCCAAACACAUUACCUGGAGAGCCGUGUGGAGCGGCAGCAGCCUCUACCUUGAGAUCCCAGGCGGCCCCCUGCCUGAGGGGAGCAAGGACAGUUUCGCAGUUCUCCUUGAGUUUGCAGAGGAGCAGCUCCAUGCGGACCAUGUCUUCAUUUGCUUCCAUAAGAACCGGGAAGGCAGAGCUGCCCUGCUCCGGACCUUCAGCUUUUUGGGCUUUGAGAUUGUGAGACCAGGGCAUCCCCUUGUCCCCAAGAGACCCGAUGCUUGCUUCAUGGCCUACAUGUUGGAGAGAGAGUCUGCUGGUGAGGAGGAGUAGUGGCCCCGACUGCCAAGGGAGCCCGCAUGGUGGUGGUCAUCCCCGUCCCCUCAGUGUGCUGCACUGGGGGACACAGACUCGGUCCUCUCUUCUGCAUUUGUCCACGUGUCAUAAUUGUGCAAAUAAACGCCCACUCCAAAUUA